AUGACGAAUGCCUGCUGCCUAAAGACUGAAGGUCUGAGGCAAGACUUCCCAUUACUACUUAAUCAAGAGGAACUGAGUUUGAGACAUACUCUCUUAAAGAGACUUUGGGAACAAGAAGUGUUCAGGCAGGUUCCUCUCAGACUCAGGAUGCUAGCCAUUGAUCUUUCUCCUUAUGACUUUUUCUGUCUUCAUGAAGAGAAGUCCAAGGGGGAAAAGAUUAUCACUGGAUGCCUGACACAUUAUUCUCAGCUCUGCUUGCUCAGAACUCUGCCAGGUGAGGAGGGAGACACAGAAAGGGAAGAAUGGGUGCAGGAUUGCUGACAUCUUGGUCACAGGAUUUGUUGAUCUUUGAGGAAGUGGCAGUGGACUUCUCCCAGGAGGAGUGGGCACUCCUGAACUCUGCUCAGAAAAUCCUGUACAGAGAUGUGAUGAUGGAGAACUUUAGGAAUCUGGCCUCCGUGGCAGGAUAUCAUCUCUGCAAAUACAGUCUGAUCACUGAAGUGGAGCAGGAAGAACGGAGGCCAGGGAAGAGAAGAAUUCUCCAAGGGGCCUGUUCAGUUUCAGGCUGGGCUACUCAACUUAAAUCAAAACAUGCAAUUCCUAUGCAGAAUGUUCCUGAGGAAAAAACUUCUAAUGGCAUAAAAAUGGACAUGUGCAAAACCCUACUUCACACUGCAGAGACACCUAUGAAUGUAGUGACUGGGAAAAUAUUCAUUUUUCACUCUUCCCUUAAGAAACAUGUGAGAUCACACAGUGGAGAGAAGCCUUAUGAAUGUAAUCAUUGUGGAAAAUUCUUCAGCCAGAGCUCUCAUCUUAAUGUGCACAAAAGAACUCACACUGGAGAGAAACCCUAUGACUGUAAGAAAUGUGGCAAGGCUUUCACUGUUCCUUCCUCCCUCCAAAAACAUAUGAGAACCCACACUGGAGAGAAGCCCUAUGAAUGCAGCAACUGUGGGAAAGCCUUUAUUGAUCAGUCAUCCCUUAAGAAACAUCGACGCUCUCACACUGGAGAGAAACCUUAUGAGUGUGAUCAAUGUGGAAAAUCCUUCAGCACGGGCUCUUAUCUUAUUGUGCACAAGGGAAUGCACACUGGAGAGAAAACCUAUGAAUGUAAAGAAUGUGGGAAGGCCUUUAGGAAUUCCUCUUGCCUGUGGGUACAUGUGAGAACUCACACAGGAGAAAAGCCCUAUAAAUGUAUUCAUUGUGGAAAAGCAUUUAGCAUCAGCACUAACCUUAUAAUGCACAAGCGAAUACAUAUUGGGCAAAAACUUUAAGAAUGAAAUGACUACAGGCUAGCUGUUAAGUGGUGCUUUACACAACAUUCCUCACUCUAGAACUCACACUGGAGAGAAACCUCAUUGUGACCAAUGGUGAAAGCCUUCAGGCACAACUCUCAACUUACCUUAUACAGGGAGCAACC
Molecule: messenger RNA, 1420 nt
Organism: Myotis daubentonii (Daubenton's bat)
Lineage: Eukaryota; Metazoa; Chordata; Mammalia; Chiroptera; Vespertilionidae
Product: zinc finger protein 177-like
Exons: 2
Coding region: 303-1274 (323 amino acids)
Biological process (GO): negative regulation of transcription by RNA polymerase II; regulation of immune system process; regulation of cytokine production
Cellular component (GO): nucleoplasm
Molecular function (GO): DNA-binding transcription repressor activity, RNA polymerase II-specific; RNA polymerase II cis-regulatory region sequence-specific DNA binding
Source: RefSeq, a predicted model, not a curated record